GUCAGCCGACUGUGUGGUAUCGUGCGAUAUCAGUCGACAUAGAAUGUCUAUAUUAUGAACUGAAGCAAGCAAGACAAGCCUGCAUAAAGUUCUUUCCAUGAACCGAUGAGUAUACACAUCUGUGAUAACAAGGAAUGAAGGCUGAACUGUGAUAUAUCAGAUUACUCUGUAUUUAAACCAAGAUCUUCAACAUUCGAAGUGGAAACUGUCUGUGAUAGAAUAUCAACAAUGGCUGUUUCAACAAUGCUAAUGAGAGGGUCAGUGCUGUUUUUUGUCGGCAUGUUCUUUGCACUGGUGCUGAACUUCCUACAGAUCCAGAGCGAGUCUUCGUUGGAACUUCACUCCUUUCCUGACGAAGUUUUACAGCUGUUUGCCUCAGCUUGGUGGGUGCCGUUAGGAUGUGGACUAGCAGCAGCGUUUAUUGGCCUGGUGUACCCACUACUGGACAAACGUCUAGGCGAGCCCAACAUGUGUAAGGGGGAGUGGUCCAGUGUGAUGCGCUGUGUGGCGGUCUUCGUAGGAAUCAACCAUGCCAGUGCUAAAAUCGAUUUUGCCAACAACAUGCAGCUGUCUGUAUCCCUGGCAGCGAUGUCCAUUGGCCUGUGGUGGUUGUUUGACCGAUCCAAGAGUGGUUUCGGGCUUGGAGUUGGUAUUGCUGUCCUAGCAACCCUCAUUACGCAGCUUCUAGUCUACCAUGGCGUUUACAGGUACACCAAGGCAGAAUUUCUCUUCAUUAGAUCCUGGCUGCCAUGCAUUGUUUUUUCUGGUGGAGUAACUAUGGGAAAUAUUGGCAGACAGCUAGCAAUAUAUGACGGCCAUGACUCUGAGGAAUCCAAGGUGAAGACAGAUUGAGGGCCUCCUACAAAACCUUGCUUGGAGGAAAAUCGUUCAUUAAAUACCAAAAAUGUAUUCGCCACAUUGUGUUCAACAACAGCUGGCCAUUUGAACUGCUGAUCAAUCAACAGCUGCUUCUACAAGCCAUAAAUCAGCUCGAAUGCUGACUGUAAGCUUAGAUCUGAUUAGUCAACGGUUCUCAUCAUGUGACUUGAGUUUUAUAGCUCAAAUGCCGUAUGUAAGGCUAGGUCCAACUCUGAUUGGUUCCUUGUUCUACGACCAAUUGAUGUUGGUGAACUUUGACAUCUCGGAAAGCCAUGACUAGUUGUUCCAUCUUUUGGAAAAGCACCUGGCCUGUUACUCCUCGCCAAGAAGAGGAAAGGUUUUCAAGAUAAUUCUGAGAUAUUUCAGCAAUUAUUAUUCCUGCACAAACUUAAUUGUGUUCAAAAAGCGUAUGGUAGGAAAGUAGCACAUUUAUGUAAGAUUUUCUGAGGAACACUGAUUUUACGGUUGCAGGAUUUUUCUGUCACCAUGGAAAUUGUUCAAAUGUUCUGAUAUUGCAGAACUUGUACUGCAAAUUCAUUCGUUCAAUAUCUUUAAGUAAAAUGUUAUGCCAGAUUUCAAUUGAUUCUAAUUGACAAAAGAAGAGAUAGAGAUUUUGUUUGGGAGGUGGGGUACAGGGAAGAUAUGUAGGUUAACAUCAUGACAUUAAGUUGGUUAAGUUAAUUGGAUUGUUUGCAAUGAAAGGAUGAUUUGUUGAAGAAAAUUGCACAGUCCGUAGUAUCUUAAUUAUGUUUUGUAUUUCGAAGAAGAAAAAACAACAUUCCAGGUGUCCGUCAAGCCACACUAUGAUAGCACUGACUGUUUUAGUUAUUGUGAUGUGUUAUGCCGAAGUUGGUAUCAACAUUGGGUGUUCACGAUUACAAAAACUUGAUAUUGAGCGAUAAAUGUACAUACCUGCAGAUACUUAACCAGUGUCUAUGCAAUCUGAAUAGUUCUGGAGGGUUAGUGGAAACCAUUUUUUUUGAUUUUGGGAGUCUUGAAUACUCAUCACAGAUACCAAAUCAAAAUUGAUUCCUCACAGUUCCAUAUAAUAUCCAAAAAAAUGAGAAGAUUGCUAUUUUAUUUUGUUUCUUUUUUAAUUAUUAUUUUUGAAACAAAAGUUUCAUGAACUCAAUUACCCUCCUUUUUUGAACAUGAUGCCAUUACUUAUAUCCUGGUGUAAAUGAUGUGACUGAAUAGACAGUAGAUUUUUUUUGUUUUUUUUACACUCUUGUUACAAUAUAUGAAAAAGAUGUUUUCUGAUGUGUCUGAAUGUUUUUGUUAAUGAGAUGUUACAUAUUUAUACCUAAUCGGUAGAAAGUGAAUACAGUGUAAUAUCGAUUGUAAGAACCACAUAGUUGUGUAUGUGUAUGAUUUAAUGUUUUAUUGUCUGAUGGAGAGGUUAUCUCCCUUUGAAUGAAUUGAGAGUAUUUAUAGAUCAUGAAAGUUCAUAAAUAUUAUGGUUGAAUGGCAGCUGAUUUGUGCGUGUUGGUACAAAUGUGACGUAUGUAUGUUUGUAGAAAAAUUGACAUUCACAAUUACUUGUGUAGAUGAUAUUGUGUGGUUCAUAUAUAUGUAGGUAGACGUGAUCAAUUGAAGUUGGACGUUUCUGCUACCUGGCUAUAUGUACAGGAUUAACAUACAAUCUUCAACAUUGUUUAAAUGAGAAACACAUGUAUGUGCGUUUGCAUUUUGUGUGAAUGUGGAGCGCAUGCCUUGCCCUUUCACCCCGAAAGUCACAUUUGAACCUUAUAAAAUCAUAGGCUGGGCAAGUCCAGUUUAGAUAUGUAGGGGUGAAUUAGCUAAUGGUAGUAAAUAUGGAACACAUGUUGAAAAGAGUUGGUGUGUAAAUGUAUGGACUGUAUUUUAAUGGCAGCGAGUAAUUGUGGAACACAUGCUUGCAGUAAAUAUAUGUGUUGUGAAGAGAAUUGUGUAAAUUUGAAUUUCGAACUAUACAUAUUUAAUGCCAGUAUAAAUGAGCAAAUUUGAAGCGUUUUAGCUGUAAAUGUGUUUAUAAAUAUGAUUGUAUAGUCGAUGACACUAAGUUUGUGACGUCCUUGACAUUGAUUAUAAAUCUGUGGUAAGAAUUUGUGUCGGGUAUGUUUACAACAAUCAUGUGUAUUUGCAAUGAUCAUUCUAUUACAAUCAUGUGUACAUAGUUUGAAUGUAACUUAAAAUGUAAGACUUGUGUGUGAAUUAGUCAUUUAUAUUUCUUGAAAACUCAUUUCAGAAUUGUUCUUAUUCUAGUGAUAAUAUUGAGUGUAUCAACCAAAUAAUGAGGCAUAGCGGGUAAUUGGAAUAUACUCAAAUGCUGCAAGUCAGGAAAGUGAGAGAGAAAAAAUGCAGCAACUCUGACAUACAGUGAUGUCUGUUACAUUGUAUGAACUGAUGUCAGCUGUGAAGAAUAUAUGAGCUGUAAAUUUGUGCACACGUCCUAUAUUUGUUAAAAUACCUACAUGCUGAGUUGUGUACAAAUGUUGUUGCACCCUGUCCGAGGGUGAAAUGGAAAUAAAACUGAUAAACAAAGUAAA
Messenger RNA from Mizuhopecten yessoensis (Yesso scallop), 3407 nucleotides. RefSeq names its product insulin-induced gene 2 protein-like. The record is from RefSeq and is a predicted model, not a curated record. NCBI's taxonomy places the organism in Eukaryota, Metazoa, Mollusca, Bivalvia, Pectinida, Pectinidae. The coding region runs from base 229 to 852 and encodes 207 amino acids. Gene Ontology annotation, biological process: cellular response to insulin stimulus; SREBP signaling pathway; SREBP-SCAP complex retention in endoplasmic reticulum. Gene Ontology annotation, cellular component: endoplasmic reticulum; SREBP-SCAP-Insig complex. The transcript is spliced from 6 exons.